Messenger RNA from Doryrhamphus excisus (bluestripe pipefish), 3430 nucleotides. Its product is annotated as protein Wnt-2b-A-like. The record is from RefSeq and is a predicted model, not a curated record. Gene Ontology annotation, molecular function: frizzled binding; cytokine activity. Gene Ontology annotation, cellular component: extracellular region. Gene Ontology annotation, biological process: canonical Wnt signaling pathway; cell fate commitment; neuron differentiation. NCBI's taxonomy places the organism in Eukaryota, Metazoa, Chordata, Actinopteri, Syngnathiformes, Syngnathidae.
GCGCAUCUUCCGCCCGGACUUCAUACUCUACUUCCCUCGGAUAUCCUUGCACUUUCUAUCCGAUGACGGCUUCUCCUACUCGACACUAUCCUGGAGUGGAAGCCGCCUGUGCACCGUGCGCGUAAUGACCACAACUGAUCCCGUGGAUCAGUUUGCUGUGGACUGGAAUGAACGCGCUCAGCCGGGGAUGGUUCAAUGAUGGGGUUCCUGCACACCCACGAUACUUCCAGAAGAUGAGAAGGAACUAAUUCUUCAUGUUGUUGUGUCACGUCAAGUUCACUAUGGCGGUCAGGAAGUUGCAUCCGCACUCCAAACCUUUAUCUAAAGUCUACAUUCUCAUUUGGCUGCUGCUCAUCUUCACACCCAGGGUGGAUUCAUCGUGGUGGUACAUUGGAGCGUUGGGAGCACGGGUGAUCUGCGACAACAUUCCGGGUCUGGUGAACAAGCAGCGGCAGCUCUGCCAGCGCCACCCGGACUUGAUGCAGUCCAUCGGGGAGGGCGCCAAAGAGUGGAUCAAGGAGUGCCAGCACCAGUUCAGACACCAGCGCUGGAACUGCAGCACCCUGGACCGGGACCACACUGUGUUUGGCAGGGUGAUGCUGCGAAGCAGCAGAGAAGCCGCAUUCGUGUACGCCAUCUCCUCGGCCGGUGUGGUCUACGCCAUCACCAGGGCGUGCAGCCAGGGCGAGAUCAAGAUCUGCAACUGCGACGGCCACAAGCGUGGCCAAUCCAGCGACCACAGGGGCAACUUUGAUUGGGGCGGCUGCAGCGACAACAUCAAUUACGGCAUCAAGUUUGCAAAGGCCUUUGUGGACGCUCGUGAGAGGAUGGUGAAGGACGCUCGGGCACUCAUGAACCUCCACAACAACCGCUGUGGACGAAUGGCAGUGAAGCGCUUCAUGAAGCUGGAGUGCAAGUGUCACGGCGUCAGCGGCUCCUGUUCCGUGAGGACAUGCUGGUUGGCCAUGUCUGACUUCAGGCGGACAGGCGACUACCUCCGCAAGAAGUACAACACGGCCGUGGAGGUGACCAUGAAUCAGGACGGCACGGGCUUCAUGGUGGCCGACAGGGACUUCAAGGGCAGUACCAAGAACGAGCUGGUGUACGUCGAGAACUCGCCCGAUUAUUGCCUCAUGGAUCGAGCAGCAGGUUCCUUGGGCACAGCGGGCCGAGUAUGCAACAAAUCCUCGCGCGGCACCGAUGGCUGCGAGGUCAUGUGCUGUGGGCGUGGCUACGACACCAUGCGGGUCAAACGCCUCAGCCAGUGCGAGUGUAAGUUCAAGUGGUGCUGCAAGGUUGAGUGCAAAGACUGUGAGGACACUGUGGACAUUCACACCUGCAAGCCUCACAAGCGACCCGAUUGGCUGGACUUAACCUAACCUAACCUAAGCAUCACGUCACGGUAAACACUGUGGGAUGUAGUGACGAGGAUUUCUCCCACUAUGAAACAUUUUCCCAGGAUUUUCAUUGACCGGAAACUGGAAAAUAUGCCAAGUUUUCAAUUGUGAGCUGCUUUUUUUGUGGCACUUUUUUGAUACGGCUGAAUAUUGUUGUGUAUAUGCACCAGUAGUUGUAUUUUUUGACAGUACUAAUAAUACCCGUACUAUUUAGCACACAGAUGGGAGCUAAGAAGAGAGAAGCCCCUUGCAGAUAAAAACACUGUCAGAGUGCGACUUUCCAUUUAAAAGCAAUACACAGCUACUGAAAAUGAAUGAAAUUGUAUCUCCUUGCUGCUAGUGAGGACUUUCCAUCCAAGAAAGAGAGAGAGAGAGAGAGAGAAAAAGAGAGAGAGAGACAUCUUUACAAAAAAAAAAAAAAGCAAGGUCUCGUGUUGAUGUUGGACAUUCUUUUUCCCACAUUGACUUUUUAUGCCUCAUUGAAAUCUUGUUCAAUUUCUACUCUGGUCUCUUUGUCUUUGCUUGUUUUGAGUCUCACACACACACACACACACACACACAAUGCUCAUUUUUUAUAUCCGUGGAUGUUUUCCUUUUGUGGUUAUAAACUAAAUUUCCAAAUAUUCUGAGUAUUUAGGUUAAGAAAAACUGCAUGAAGGUUUUUCUUUUUUUUUUUUUUUUAAAUGGUGUAGAAGAAAUGAAGCAUCAGUAUUGAAAUCAAGCCAUGACAUUGCAGAAAGAAACAGUCAAGUAGCAUCGGAGCCUCAAAUUGGACUUUUUAAACAUCUGCUUAAUGCACCCAGAGAAGUCAUGUUAAGCCAUCGGAGAGCCAAACCUCACAAGGGCCACUAAAUGAAUUUGACAACAAGCUGCAAAAUGUAAAGCGUCAACACAUUUUUUCCAAGUGCACGCAAUUUUGAGGAUGGGAGCCAAAGUAAAGUGUUUUGAAAAAGGCCAAACGACACGCUGAGCCAAACAACAAAAAGAGAAAGUAAAUGAUGAGUUUUAUCUGUGUGUGUUUAUUGUGGAAUGGCAUGCUAAGUGGUCACAAUAAUCCGCUACACUUGUGAAGAGAUGGAAAAGACUCGCUUUCAAGAAAAUUAGCGUAUUUUCUGGACUAUAAGUCGCUCCGGAGUAUAAGUCGCACAAAGCCAAAAAUGUAUACCGUAUUUUCCGCACUAUACGGCGCACCGUGUUAUAAGGCGCACCUUCAAUGAAUGAUAUAUUUUAAAACUUUUUCCAUACAUAAGGCGCAUCGCAUUAUAAGGCGCUACAGUAGAGGCUGUAGUUACGUUAUGCAACCAUUAGAUGGUGCCGCGCUAAAGGGAAUGUCAACAAAACAGUCAGAUAGGUCAGUCAAACUUUAUUAAUAGAUAACAAACAAGCUUUCCACAACUCCAUUCACUCCCAAAAUGAAUAAACAGCUGUUUUAUUAUUUUCUCUGAGGUAAAGCAUUUUCGUGACACAUCUUUAACAUCUUUGAACAACAGCAAGGCAUAACAUUUUACUUUUCCUCCAUUUAGUCAACGCGCAAAAAACCGUCUGAUACUGUUAUGGUAAAUUAAACGUUAGUGCAAUCGCAGUAUAGUGACACUCGUAAUGUGCAAAAUGACUUUGUUUAGUCUUCUUUACUUGGCGCAGCUCAUCCUCAUGCUUCCUCCACUUCCGCACCAUCGAUUCAUUAAUGUUAAACUCUCUUGCUGCUGCUCUAUUUCCAUGUUCUACUGCGUGACUGAUCGCCUUGAGUUUAAACUCUGCGUUGUAAGCGUGUCUCUUAAUAGGAGCCAUUUCAGGGUCUUUAUACAAACGCACAAAUGAAAGUGAAUCGUUGUUUAAUAUUUCCCAGUAUGCACAGCGCACUUCUUCUUCUACGGGAAAAAUGGAGUCGGUGGCUGCUUACCGUAAGUUGCGAGACCUGUCGCGGCUCAAUAUUGAUCCAUAUAUAAGGCGCACCGGAUUAUACGGCGCAUAGUCAGCUUUUUUAAAAAAAAAUCAGAUUUUAGGUGCGCCUUAUAGUGCGGAAAAUACGGUAA